Molecule: messenger RNA, 966 nt
Organism: Trypanosoma rangeli
Lineage: Eukaryota; Euglenozoa; Kinetoplastea; Trypanosomatida; Trypanosomatidae
Exons: 1
Source: RefSeq, a predicted model, not a curated record
ACGCUCUUGAAGCAGUGCACCACAUCGCGAUCGACGUCUUUUGGUACAUCGCGUUCCGUGGAGUGUUUGACGAAUGUAAACAGUUCACUGCACAGGCUGUCAAGAGGCGAAACUGACAUCCCCACUGGUGCCGAUGGCUCUAAUGAUGAGCCAAGCCAGUGUACGUUACCAAACUCAGAUAUAUACAGGGGUGAUGAAAAUGGUAGUCGGACUGAAGGCACGCUUGGGUUUCCCUUUCGAGGGGGACACUCACUGCCGCAGCCACCAACUGCAGAAACAGCGCCAUCUUUUGUGUCAACUUCGCCAGAGGGCAGUUCAGCAGGCGGCAGGACGAGGAGUGAGGGCCUCCCUCCUGCUGCGAGGCGGCCAGACGGUACGGUGGAAGGCGGACUUCAGGAGCCUUCGACUGAACAGCCUCGGGAAAAUGCAAUACCGCAGGUUGGCGCUACGACCCUGUCAACACACGCAGCAGACGGCGGUGAUGGAGGAGGCACCAUCACGACCACCAGUGGUCCCAGUGGUGGGAGCGACACAAAAAGCAACGACGGUCAGGCACCGCAGAGUGCUCCAUCGCAUGCUCCAGAGAACGUUGGCGGCGUGCCAAUUAGUUCCGCCACGCCCACCAGCGAGAAGCCAAACGCUUCCGCCGAGGAAAAUGUUGCGGACCUCCAAACUGCGGCGGAUGCAGGCAGCGGUCACGAUGCACCCAGCGACGCCACCGCGACACUCACGGAUGGCGCCACUGACAUUUUUGAGCGCAGCACAAGUCAGGCGCCUGGGCAGCCAGGCGUCCCGCCAGCACCCGGCGCGGCAGCGCACUUCAACAACGGCUCUCUUCGUUCAACGAACUUCACAGGGCUGUUGCGGAUGAACACGAGUGGCGACGACACGGUGCGUGGGUGUGUGCCUCGGCUGUUGCUGCCUGCCCUGCUGGGGCUGUGGGGCAUGGCGUGUUUCUUUGCUUAA